Molecule: messenger RNA, 2592 nt
Organism: Triplophysa dalaica
Lineage: Eukaryota; Metazoa; Chordata; Actinopteri; Cypriniformes; Nemacheilidae
Gene: ppap2d
Product: phosphatidic acid phosphatase type 2D
Exons: 6
Coding region: 420-1388 (322 amino acids)
Biological process (GO): phospholipid metabolic process; phospholipid dephosphorylation; signal transduction
Molecular function (GO): phosphatidate phosphatase activity
Source: RefSeq, a predicted model, not a curated record
GCGGAGGCAUAACACUAAAACCCACAAAUCAAAACACGAUCCGCGUAAAGUUUUCUCUCUGUCGGGGCAAGAGUGAGAGUUGAACAUGGAGCUCAGAAGUUACAGAGGAUGACAAACUUUACUGACACAUGUUUUCAGAAAUGCGUUUUUCUUCAUCAUGUGCAAAUGAGGAUGGCCAAACCGCAGCCAAAACUUUUAAGUGCCGGACAAAUGGAGUUUUUAUUUAACGCCAGAAUUCCUGUCCAAGAUUAUUAGAAAAGACGCGCGCGCAUCGCUAUAUUCAUCAUCCACACGUGCGCGCCUAUGUGCUAUGACACUAACUGGACUUGAAAGAAAGUUUCAAAAGUAAAGUUAAACUUAUUUCCCGACUUGUCAAAGUGGCAUUCCGGUGUAUUUGUUAGAUUUAAAGCAAGGACAUCAUGCAGAAUCUGAAUUCGGUGAACAGUCGCACGGAGCUCCAGCAGCGGCUGGCGGAACACGGCGGCGCCGGAGACAGCGCACGGGAGAACGGCACGAACCACCUCCCGAGUCCCGCUGAAGGUGUCGACACUGUCCAGUGCUCCAGCAGAAAGAUGCUUGUCGGGCUGGACAUCCUCUGUCUGCUCGUGGCCUCUAUUCCGUUCUUCGCAUGUGAACUCAAAGCCGUGACUCCGUACAUGAGGGGCUUCUUCUGUGGAGACCCGAGCAUCAUGUAUCCUUACAUCAAGAGCGAGGCCAUUCCCGAUAGCAUGCUCAUCGCCGGAGGCAUCAUCAUCACAGGGCUCACGAUUGCGGUUGGGGAGUGCUACCGGGUGCGCUUCAGAGUCGUGCACUCCCGGGCGUUUGUGCGGAACCGCUACGUGUCCUGCCUGUACAAAGAGCUGGGCAGCUUCCUGUUUGGCUGCUGCGUGGGGCAAUCUUUGACCAACAUGGCAAAGCUGAGCGUGGGCCGACUCCGUCCACACUUCUUGUCGGUGUGCAAUGUCACCUACGCUUCGCUCAACUGCACACCCGGAACUUACAUAUCAGUGGUCAACUGCAGGAACACCCCCAAGAUGGUGGAGGAGGCCAGAAAGUCCUUCUUCUCGGGUCAUGCGUCUUUCGCCAUGUACACCAUGCUUUACCUGACGUUCUACCUGCAGGCACGGUUGUCAUGGCGAGGGGCGAGGCUCCUGCGACCGUUACUGCAGUUCAUGUUGGUGAUGUUAGCCGUGUACACAGGACUCAGCCGCAUUUCUGACUACCGCCAUCAUCCCACUGACGUCCUGACUGGAUUCCUGCAGGGAGGACUCACGGCUUACUGGGUGGCCUUUUACAUCUCGUCCAUGUUUAAGACGUCACGUGCAGACCUUUCUCCCAAGAGUCUGUCUCUGGAGAGCCCCCUGUCCAGCCAGCAGACGGUCUGCUAACAGAGCACACCCGCACGUAGAGACAUCUGAGAGACUCGAGAAAGAUUGUUACUGAAAGAGAGAAGAAAUGCGACGCGUUUAAGUGAAGAAGAUGAACGCAACUACAAACUUCGGACACGCUCUCCAUUUCCUGCCAGGCAAGAGAGAAGAACAGUUAUAUAAGUAUCUAACUCUUCAUCGAACCCGUCCGCGACGUAUCAACCCUCCAUAGACAAAAGUUAUUUUUAUAUAAAAAGUUUAUCCUUUAUAUUUUUCAGAUAUAUUAUAGUUGAAGCUGCUAAUAAUUGUUGUUUUAUGUCACCUGUAGCCCAGGUUUGUUCUGUAGUCAAUUUAACACAACGGCUCAUUCUUUCUCACCAUAUGUGACCCUAAUAGAGACUUUUGACAUUGACGUGUCAAGCUAUUUAGAUUGUGUCAAAUGUUUGAUGCCCUCCGGUCUGAUGAACUGAUUCGUGCCAUUGGACGAGACAAUGAACCAAUCAAAACAUGUGUUUCGACCACCACCAGUCUGUUGGCGAACGGACCUACCUUGACUCUCCUCUCUUGUGCGCUGUUGCACAAUCAUAGUGGUGCUGACUGUAGACACCCUCUGUUUAUAUAAAAGCACUAAUUUUGAUUUAAUGCUAAUGCAAUUAAGCUUGACAUUUGUGUAUUAACCACUUUCACCGCACAAAUGAGACUACAGAGUGACUGAAACCCCCCGUCUGCAUAAUGAGGGGCUCUGUACCUGUGUAUCCUUUACUACUCAUAGCACUUGAAUGACACUAUGACACUAUGGAACUUUCUAAUGACUAAAGAUAAUAUUUUAUAUUUGAUCUUGUUUAAUCAGUGUUUUAUUCUCUUCCUGCGGUCAGUGCCAUGUAUUUGUGUUAUUGCGUCUGUGUUUUUCCCCCAGAUUAUAAUUAUUCAGAAUGAAUGUACAUAAAUAAUUGUAUAAACUAUCCAGAUUUUGAAAAGUAUUAGCAUCUGUUUUGUAAGUUUUUUGUUGUUGUUGAUAUAUAUGUUUUAUUGUUCGUGUUGAUCAGGUACGAAGAGUUGUUCUAAUUGUUAAAGAGACUAGUGACUGAGCCAGAAUUGACAGAAAGCUAUAUUCUACUUAUCUACUUUCAUUUCAUGUGUUGGUUUCCCCUGUGAAUGCCUGCAAGGCUAAAAUAACCACUGUAUUAAUAAACCAAACCAAUAAAAUGAAUGUCUGAUCUUUGAA